UGGAGAAUUAAGCUCUCGCAGAUGCUGUAGAUGAACCUCUGCACUGUUUUUAUUGAGCUAAAAACAAACUGAAGAUUCAGUAAUGAUCUGUAUUCUGCUGGUAGCCGGCCACGGCACCCUCCUAGAGACGCAAAUUAAGAAUGAUGACACAGGCUUAUACAGCCACCUGACUGGGGUACCAAAGGCCUUACUUCCUGGCACUGGAGGAAAGAAGAUCCUUGACUUUUGGUGGGAAACGGUCAACGUGCGGCAGUUGUUUACAGAAGUGUAUCUGGUCACUAAUGCAGACAAGUAUAAGCACUAUGAGCGCUGGGCCACAGCCAAUGACUUCCCAGUGGAAAAUGUGGUCAACGACGGCAGCACUACAUUGCAGGACCGUCUUGGGGCCGUGGCUGACAUGCAGCUGGCCAUACGCAGCCGCAAGCUGCAGGACGACAUCAUAGUGAUUGCAGGAGACAUGCUGUGUGCAGACCAGGACUUUGACAUCGCUCAAGUGAUCCGCUUCUUCAGGUCAAAACCUGGAGAGCUGAUCAUUUACUACGAGCUGGAAGAAAGUGAGAAAAGCAGCUCCAGGGGCAUCGUGGAGGUUUGCCCUGACACCCACAGGAUAACUCGCUUCUUGGAGAAGCCGCAGGAAGGGCUGACAGAGUCCCGGCUGGCCAGCGUGGUGUUUUACUGCAUCCAGAGAGACACGCUGUCCUACCUGUCUGACUUCCUCAGCCUGCAGCCUCAAGCCACAGACAGGAGCUUCGGACGAUUCUGGGAGUGGCUCGUUAAUGAGAAGCAGCGCGACGUGUUUGGAAUGAAGCUUCCUACUGGCUUCCAGCUCAUUGGACAAGUGGGCCUGUCAGACUACACCAAGUGGCUCACCCACUACUCCACCAAGCAACAAGACGAUCCCGCGAAACCAAUCACAUGCCGAUCAUUUGCCAGGGUUGGAUUAAUGGGGAAUCCCUCAGACGGCUUCAACGGCAAGACCAUCGCUAUGUCCAUCUCUAACUUCUGGGCUGAGGUCACUCUAGUGGAGAGCCAGACUUUGGUUUUAGUCCCUCAUCCACUCAAUGACCCCACAGAGUUCGGAAGCUUACAAGAUCUGUUCUGUAUCAGCAGGAAAGAAGGGUACCUGGGAGGUCUGCGGCUGCUGCAGGCUACCUGCAAGAAGUUCUACCAGUUCUGCUCCAAACAAGGUAUCGCUUUGACAAAGCAGAACUUCACGCUGAAGUACGACACCAACAUUCCCCGGCAAGUGGGCCUCGCUGGAAGCAGUGCCAUCGUCUCAGCUACCCUGAAGUGUCUUAUGAAAUUCUACAACAUCACAGACAAUGAUCUCCCAAAGCCGAUUCGAGCCAACUUCAUCCUCAACGUGGAGACUGAUGAACUUUUCAUUACUGCCGGCCUGCAGGACAGAGUCGUGCAGGUCUAUGAAGGCUUAGUCUACAUGGAUUUCAGCAAGAAGCUCAUGGAAGAUCAGGGCUACGGGAACUAUGUUUCUAUGGACAUGACUGGGCUCCCACCGUUCUGGCUGGCUUACCUGAGCGACCCCAGUGACUCUGGACGCAUCCACAGCAACAUCAGACAGCGCUGGCUCAGCGGGGAGCCUCUGGUAGUUGAGGCCAUGAAGACUUUUGCUGAGCUCACUGAUCAAGCCAGGACGGCUCUGCAGGACAGAGACUGGAGCCGUCUGGCACAACUGAUGGACCAGAACUUUGAGCUGCGGAGGACUGUCUACACUGAUGACUGUCUGGGCCCUGGGAAUCUUAAGAUGGUUCAGCUGGCAAAACAGUUUGGCUCGGCGGUGAAGUUACCAGGCAGUGGGGGGGCCGUCGUGGGUCUGUGUCUGGAUAAUGCAAGACUGGUGGAGAUGAGGCAGGCUUUCCAGGAGGCAGGCUGUGUCUUCUGUGUCAUCACACCAUACAACCCAUCUGCCAGCACCGUCGGCGGCCGACACUAACCUCACAUCUCCCCACGACUCAGUCAGGCUGUGCUAGGCCAGUUCACGGCCAUCGGUUGGAUAUGGCACAGCGUUUUCUUCAGUGGGUCCCAUUGUCAUUUCACAGGACUUCUGACUGCAAUGGACAGCAAAGAUCAAGAUCACUGACAUGGAAUUAUGUGUGAGCCACAAAUGAAACAAUCAGGGUUGCUAUUAGGAUCUUUACUCUUUGAUGAUGGGUUGUGUAAUCAUUUACCAGAAUGACCCAAUAAUGUUUAGUCAAACGUCAGCUCUCUCUCUCUAUCUCUUUGUCCCUAGAAAAUGUUUGAAACUUUAGUUUGGUGUGAGAUUCAGGAUAUUUAUGGACAUUUAAGGUGUAGUGAGUCAACGCCCUUGUGUCAGAUUUAUCAUCCAAAAGUGUAAAAAUGAUAUAAUUAUUUUUCUACAUGUGUGAUACACCAAUUGUAUAGAUUAUAUAGACUUAAUCAUAUUAUCUUUAUAAUGAAGCUAAUUUUAUACAGAAA
Messenger RNA from Chelmon rostratus (copperband butterflyfish), 2454 nucleotides. RefSeq names its product glucuronokinase with putative uridyl pyrophosphorylase. Gene Ontology annotation, biological process: biosynthetic process. Lineage: Eukaryota; Metazoa; Chordata; Actinopteri; Chaetodontiformes; Chaetodontidae. Gene Ontology annotation, molecular function: glucuronokinase activity; ATP binding. The record is from RefSeq and is a predicted model, not a curated record. Bases 83 to 1951 code for a protein of 622 amino acids. The transcript has 23 exons.